Messenger RNA from Oppiella nova, 1285 nucleotides. The record is from the annotation of a GenBank genome assembly. Lineage: Eukaryota; Metazoa; Arthropoda; Arachnida; Sarcoptiformes; Oppiidae.
AUGGGCGGAGAUAUCUUCGACAAUGAUAUUAACGAUGACGACGAUAGCGACGAUGCGGGCGCUCCCGAGGCCCCCGACGCCACCACCAAGAAGUCGCUGAUUCGGGCGGUGAAUAUGCAGGGCGUCGGAGAUCUCGUCAAAAUGUUGUCCGACAAACCCAAUGACUACACGUAUUUCAACCCCAAACUGUUGAGCUCAUGGGCCGGACCUCUGCAUUGGAAGCGAAUGCCGUUUUGGCACAAAAACAGAGUAGAGGGACAGGGAGUCGAUAUGAACGGCGAUAAACCGCGUCGACAGCGGAAACUGUUUCCCGAACAGCACUAUAAGGAGGAGUUCGAUGAGGAGGAGAGCGAUCGGAUGGCCGGCAACGACCAGAAGCUCAAAGUGGCGACCCUUCAGAAGUGGCACUCAAACAACAGUGAACUCAAAUUGCCGGCCGAUCACGGCUUUGACCCCAAAGUGUUGGCGCGUUCUUUCAUAAAACCCGAGUCCAUCUUCCAGUGCGCCAAAAGCCAUGAGGAGGUGAUGGACACCACUAUUAAUAGUAACAACUCGUUCGGAGCGCCGGCAUCUCCAGGGAUGGAGCGAUACGAUUACGACGACGACGACGACAUACCCACCGGUGGGUUCACUGAUCCGUUAGAUUUGGGCCAAAGUAUGCCCUUAUCUCAGCUGAACGCCAACACCAAUGAUCUGUUCAGUGCGUUCACGGGCGACAAUAUGGUGGACCAGCCCUACGAACUCCAACAGAUUAACAUACAGUUCGCUAAGUUCGCCAAAAAGAUGGACGUCAAGAGGUUGAAGCGGGCGAUGUGGGACGUCAUCUCACCACCAGAACCUCUCUCAUCCCCACUCACACCACAGAUGAAUACUGUGCCUAACACUCAGCCGGAUCUAAAUUUCACCAAUUUGUACAAAACGUUGCCACAUAAGAUCACUCCAGUCAUGUCCCAGAAUCUGAGCGCACCCAUAGCUUUCGUAACACUCCUCCAUCUAUGCAAUGAAAGGAACCUCAAACUCGUGGGAACCGACGAUUUGUCAAACUUUCGCAUUGAACUCGAUAUUCACGAUAUUCACGAAUAAUAAGAACUCUCUGUAGAGAAAGAGACUAAUUAUUAUUAUUAUCAUUAUUCUAGUAUUUAAUGGCAUUUGUUUUUAUUCUCAGCUAGUAACAAAUUUUAAACCCAUAGACUUCGUAACUCACUUAUUGUUCAUAAUAUCAGUUGAAUUUUAAAUAAUUUGUAAAUUGUUUUUUGAUUAAUAAAAGUAAAUAUUUUGCCACAAA